GACCCUCCUUGGUCAAGACGGGCCAUAUGAGCCUCUAUGAACUCCCGCCUCAAGAGCUUUGCUUCGGAAAACGCAAAUCAACUGCCAGCAUCAACCCCGACCCCUAUCAGCCAUCCAGCCAAACCCCGCCUCCUGGUGGUCCCGGAGGCGCCCCUCAAAUACCGCAGCAGCUGCCACUCCGCCCUGGCUCGAUCGCUUCUGCCUCUUCCGCCUCUCUCUCUCCCAUGAAUCAUCCCGGCGCUCCCAAUCGCCCUCCCAGCUACUCUGCCAACAACUACCCGCCCGGCGUCGCCCCUCCAGUCGGACGCACCAGUCCCUUGAACCAAGCUCAGACGCGCACCCCGCCUACCCAAAUGGUUGGCGGUCCUCCUCCCAUCAACACCGGCGCUCCCGCCGGUUACCCACCCCAGCUGCCUCCCGUCGGCGGCCAGGGACCUCCCAUGGGUGGUCCUCCCGGCUAUGGCGGCGGCGGUGGUUAUGGGCCUCCCCCGCCUCAGCAGCAGCAACAACAGGGACCCCCUCUCGGACAGCAAUACCCCCCGCGCCCCGUCCAAGGACCAGGCGCCAGCGAAGUCGAGGGCAGCAGCCGGAACAAGGCACAGCUGAUCGUUGGUAUUGAUUUUGGAACAACUUUCUCCGGCGUUGCCUUUGCCUUUGCCACGAACAACGAGGCGAAGGAAGAUAUCAUCACUGAGUGGCCGGGCGCAGGAUCGUACACCAAACAGAAGAUCCCCACCGUUCUCUACUAUGACCAGUAUCAGAAGGUCGUGGGCUGGGGUCCUGACAUCGCCGAUGCGCUUGCGCCAACGGGCUAUCCGAAGCCAGGUGUGCAAAAGGUUGAGUGGUUCAAGCUGCAGCUUAUGCUGUCCGGCAACACGCGAUGCGAUCUGCGCUACAAAAGACCCUCGGGCGAGGUCUUCAACCGCGAAGAGCGCAACAUUCGCUACUAUCUGACUGUGCCGGCCAUCUGGAACGAUGCUGGAAAGGCCGCGACGCGCGCUGCCGCCAUUCAAGCCGGCUUUCUGAGGGAUGAGAACGACAACAGAUUGACAUUAGUGUCUGAGCCCGAAGCUGCCGCCAUCUUCUGUUCCAAGACUGGUCUUCUGAACCUCAAGGUUCACGAUGCCGUCUUGAUCGUCGAUUGCGGCGGUGGCACUGUCGAUUUGAUCGCGUACGAAGUCGAGGAUGAGAACCCCUUCACCGUUGCCGAGUGCACAGCAGGCUCCGGUGACUCGUGCGGUUCGACGGCGCUGAACCGCAACUUCAGCAACAUCUUGCGCACCAAGAUCCGUAAGAUGAAGUUGCCCGACGGCUCCAAGACAGCAGGCCGUGUCUAUGCCAAAUGUAUCAUGGACUUCGAGAACAGGAUCAAGGCCGAUUUCCGCAACAACGGUCAGAAGUGGGCUGUCGAUGUCGGCAUCGAGGCUGAAUUCCCCGAGGCCGGUAUUGAAGAGGGAUACAUGACCUUCACCAACGAAGAGAUUCUUCAGUGUUUCGAGCCUGUCGUCAACCGCAUCUUGGAGCUCGUCAGGAAUCAAAUCAUUGCUAUUCAGGCCCAGAACCGGACACUGCAAAACAUUCUCGUCGUCGGUGGCUUCGGUGCUUCGGAAUAUCUCUUCCAACAGAUCCGCCUCCACGUGCCCCCGCAAUUCCAGUCCAAGGUCGUACGACCAAUGGACUCUGUCGCCGCCAUUGUCAAGGGCGCUGUCACGGCUGGCAUCACAGAGCGUGUUGUCACCCACCGUGUAGCGCGUCGCCACUAUCUCAUGGCAACACUACAGCCCUUCAAGGAGGGUUACCACCCUGAAGCAUACCGUGUUCCCUCCCUCGACGGCAAAGACCGAUGCAAAUUCACGCGCCAGAUCUUUGUGCAGAAGGGACAAAAGGUCAAGAUUGGUGAGCCAGUCAAGGUCUCCUUCUUCCGCCAGGUUGCACCAGGCGCCACACUCAUGUACGAGGAUAUCCUGUACGCCUGUGAUGAUGAUGUUUGUCCCGAGUACACCAAGGAUCCUCGUAUCAAGGAAGUUGUCACGCUCACCUCUGAUUUAUCGAGAAAGAACCUCGAGAAGGAUUUCGAGAGGAUGGACACACCACAGGGCACCUUCUACCGUGUCUAUUUCGAUAUUUACCUCACUCUCGACGGAUCGGAGUUCAGCGCUGAGUUGGUGUGCCAAGGUGAAGUCAUGGGACGAUGCCGCGCGCGCUUCCGAUAAAUGACGGUCGGCAGGCUGGGGUGACAGAUGAGGCUGUUGAGAAUGCAUGUUUCGUUUUUAAAACCGAUGAUACCUUGAAAAGAGGAAAUGGGCCUGGGCAUGACUGUCCUGGGAUGGAGCGGUAUAUACAUACAAAGGUGCUGACGGCUACUGCUCCAAGGGCGGGGCAAUCUUCAAGAGACGAUGAUGACAGAUGAUAAAGCUUUACAACACUUCAUGGUUUGAGAGAGCGAGCUGGAUCCAGCCAGCCUAUGGU
This is a messenger RNA of Verticillium dahliae VdLs.17, 2469 nucleotides long. Its product is annotated as Hsp70-like protein. The transcript has 5 exons. NCBI's taxonomy places the organism in Eukaryota, Fungi, Ascomycota, Sordariomycetes, Glomerellales, Plectosphaerellaceae. The record is from RefSeq and is a predicted model, not a curated record. Gene Ontology annotation, molecular function: ATP binding; ATP-dependent protein folding chaperone. Bases 27 to 2213 code for a protein of 728 amino acids.